AUGUACCUAGAUAAAGAUGCAGUCUUUGUAAAUUGGCAGAAUUUUCAAUGCUAAAUACUUGUUUAUAGUGAGGAUUUGCAGCCGAACAAGAUGAAAGUAAUACCCUAAAAUGGCUCAAGAAAGAAGAAAUCGAUAUUAAACCUUGACUAAGUGCAUCAAUGUGGUUAAAACUGA
This is a messenger RNA of Stylonychia lemnae, 174 nucleotides long. Lineage: Eukaryota; Ciliophora; Spirotrichea; Sporadotrichida; Oxytrichidae. The record is from the annotation of a GenBank genome assembly.